UCCCCGGGACGCGCCGUGCACGUGGGCGGGGCCCAGGCUCGGGGAUCCGCGGGCUGGCGGCCUGUGGGCGGAGGCCGUGGUGGCGCCGGCCCCGAGCUGGAGCUGCGAAGGUUCUUCGGUCGCCCUCCGGCUCCCGGGAAACGGAAUUCCCUCCGCGGAGGGGCGGAGGGGACUGCAGGCUGCGACACAGUCCUCAGCAGACAGAGAAAUGAGAAAAAUACCAAAUAAUGGGAACCUGAAGAUGACAAAGGUGGCGUACCCCCUGGGGCUGUUCAUUUGCCUGUUCAUCUAUGUUGCCUACAUCAAGUGGCACUGGGCCUCCGCCACCCAGGCCUUCUUCAGCAUCACUGAGGUGGCCUCGGGGGCCCGGAGGGGCCAGCAAGCUCACAGCCUCCCAGGAACAGCUGCACGUGGUCACGAGGUUUUCUAUGGCAUCAUGUUUGACGCAGGAAGCACUGGCACCCGUGUCCAUAUCUUCCAGUUCACCCGGCAGCCUGGAGAAACUCCCACUUUGACCCAUGAGACCUUCAAAGCACUGAAGCCAGGUCUUUCUGCUUAUGCUGAUGAUGUUGAAAAGAGCACUUCAGGAAUUCAGGAAUUACUGGAUGUUGCUAAACAAGACAUUCCUUUUGACUUCUGGAAGGCCACCCCCUUGGUCCUCAAGGCCACAGCUGGUUUACGUCUGUUACCAGGAGAAAAGGCUCAGAAGUUACUGCAAAAGGUGAAAGAAGUGUUUAAAGCAUCACCCUUCCUUGUAGGAGAGGACUGUGUUUCCAUCAUGAAUGGAACGGAUGAAGGUGUUUCAGCAUGGAUCACUGUCAACUUCCUAACAGGCAGUUUGAAAACCCCUGGAAGGAGCAGUGUGGGUAUGCUGGAUUUGGGCGGCGGAUCCACGCAGAUCACCUUCCUUCCAAGAGUUGAGGACACCCUCCAGACCUCCCCACCUGGCUACCUGACGUCACUCCAGAUGUUUAAUCGGACCUACAAGCUCUAUUCUUACAGCUACCUGGGGCUUGGACUGAUGUCAGCACGGCUCGCAAUUCUGGGUGGCAUGGAGGGGAAACCUGCUGAGGAUGGAAAAGAGUUGGUCAGCCCUUGUUUGUCGCCAGGCUUCACAGGAGAAUGGGAACAUGCUGAAAUAACAUACAGGAUUUCAGGACAGAAGGCAGUAGUGAACCUCCAUGCGCUGUGUGCCAGCAGAAUAUCAGAAAUCCUUCAAAACAAAGUGCACAGAACAGAAGAAGUGAAGGAUGUGGACUUUUAUGCUUUUUCCUACUAUUACGACCUUGCAGCAAAUGUUGGCCUCAUAGAUGUGGAGAAGGGAGGCAGCCUCGUCGUAGGAGACUUUGAUAUUGCGGCAAAGUAUGUGUGCCGCACGGCAGAGACCCGGCCGCAGGGCAACCCCUUUCUGUGCAUGGACCUCACCUACAUCAGCCUGCUGCUCCAGGAGUUUGGCUUCCCUGAGAACAAAGUGCUGAAGCUGACUCGGAAAAUCAACAAUGUUGAGACCAGCUGGGCUCUGGGGGCCAUUUUUCAUUACAUCGACUCCCUGAACAGACAGAAGAGUCCAGCCCUGUAGUGGUCGAGCCACUCUAGCCAUCCUCGCAGAAGCGGCUCCAUCUCCAUGAGAACAGACCUUCGUGGAAGCCCAUGGCAAGUUGGGGGGAGGCCGCUGUUCAGGCUGCCACCCCUCCCCCUUUGACCUUGCAGACCUGCCUCUGGACAGGCAGAGGGCUGCAACGUGACCCAGGCCCAGCGCCUCCUGCGUGGCUCCAGAUGGGCAGUGAACCAGACAGGGCAAAGGUCACGUGCCAAGAGUGAUGCAGUCUCACCGUCCCUGACCUGUCCCUAUGUGCAGGGUUGGAGUGGCUGUAACAUGUGUCUUUGUGAUAGUCUUGUUUUAUCUUCCUGCCCCUGUCUGGUCUGUCCUUGCAUCCCCAGGACACACCUCACCUUCUCCCCAAAGACUCUGUGGGGAGGUUGUACAGGGAGGCUGUCCUGGCUGCUCUCAGGGUGGGCCGAGUGGCAGCCACCACACCCUCUGGGACAGUGGGUCUGGUGGACUUGAAUGUGUUUGCCACCUCCUUGAAUGUGGAUGUGUAACGUCAUUGAGAGGUUUGUUUUUUCAGGUUCUUGGAUGACUUGGAGCUAACUGACAGAGUUGGCCCUAUGAAUAGGAAGAAAGGCUGGGGAAAAUACCUCUCAUGUGCCCCAGCUCUUCAGAGGAGGCCCAAAUGUGAGCAUGAACUGCUUACAAUAUUUAUGGCUUUGCUGUGUGAGUGAUGUCUCCGUUGUGCGGUGCUGAGUGUUUGUGUAGCUACUGUGUUCUGAGCCCCAGUGGAUGUAUAGCUACCGUGAGCCAUUGCAGCCGAGCAGUGUUGAAAACGUACACCACCCCCUGUAGGUCAGGCAGCCUGUAGUCCCUGAAACUGCCUUCUCCUAGCUCUGCUGGGGUGCAGGUCCACACCCACUCCCACCCCCCCAAGAUACAAGGAGCUGCACAGGACACUGGGAAAUGGGAAAUCUCCUGUGGGAAAUGUAGGGUACAUCGUGUGUUCUACCCAAAAUAAACGGUUUACAAGGCUUUCUGCUC
Molecule: messenger RNA, 2593 nt
Organism: Canis lupus familiaris (dog)
Lineage: Eukaryota; Metazoa; Chordata; Mammalia; Carnivora; Canidae
Gene: ENTPD6
Product: ectonucleoside triphosphate diphosphohydrolase 6
Exons: 14
Coding region: 209-1579 (456 amino acids)
Biological process (GO): nucleoside diphosphate catabolic process
Cellular component (GO): Golgi apparatus; membrane
Molecular function (GO): UDP phosphatase activity; GDP phosphatase activity
Source: RefSeq, a predicted model, not a curated record